Gopherus flavomarginatus (Mexican gopher tortoise) is the source of this 1115-nucleotide messenger RNA. RefSeq names its product proteoglycan 4-like. The record is from RefSeq and is a predicted model, not a curated record. The transcript is spliced from 5 exons. Lineage: Eukaryota; Metazoa; Chordata; Testudines; Testudinidae. The coding region runs from base 1 to 1062 and encodes 353 amino acids.
AUGGAGGGGCCCGGCCGCGCCCUGCUCCGCCUCGCCGCCGCCGCCUGCCUCCUCGCCGGGCUGCUGCUGCCGCUGCCAGGAGAUGGGCAGGAGACCCUGACUGAGCAGACGGUGUCACCAGCUCAGCCCAGCACUGGGCCAGGCUCACUUCCACUCAGUGAGGCUGGUGGCUUCAGCCUGGAGACGACCGCCCCUCCUGUGACUAGCGCCGAUAAGGACGGGGUGGCCAUACACCCAAGUUUUAGCACCCGCCGCGCUGUUGAGCUGGACGAGUCCAUCCCACCCGAUCCCAGCGCAACCACCACCAAGGGCGCCAGGCUGCAGACUCCUGCCCCAGCCAUCUCAGCGGAUGCUACGACGGGGCUUCGGAAUAAGAACCAGUCGGCCAACAGCAGCUCAGAGCUCCCCACUCCGGCUCUGGCUGCCAACACCACAGAUGCAAACCAGCCUGGCCAAAAUGGAACAGAGCCCUCCAGCCUCACGGGGCCGACUGGCACCGCGACUGUGGCUCCAACGCAUCCACCACCACAGGAUGCGCUGGCAACAACAAGCAGUGCCCAGCUGGAGCCUUCUGCAUUCAACACCUUGGGGCCCACGACAGGGAACCCCGAACCCACCCCACAAACAGCCCAGGAGAAUGCCACAGAGGAGAGCAUCGCAGGGCCCACUACGCUCCCUGCUGUCACGACCACAGGGAGCACACCUGCAGCUACCACCCCCAGCACCACCACGGCAACCCUCAGAGUUUCCUCCCCCAACAGGACAGCCACAACAGCCGCAGGGCAGCCAUCAGCCGAUCCCGUGCACGAGAAGGCUUCUGUGUUGGAUGUGGGAGACGAUGAUGGUCAAGACCUGCCCAGCUCCGCUGUUGCUCUCAGAAUGGGGGCCGACCCCCUGGUGAUUGGUGUCAUCUCCAUGUUCGUUGUCAUGGUGGGGAUCCUGGCCCUGGUGGGCUUCCUGAGAUACCGGCAGCGCCACAGCCGGAUGGAGUUCCGGCGCCUGCAGGACCUGCCCAUGGACGACAUGAUGGAGGAUACGCCCCUCUCCCUCUACAGCUACUAGGCAGCGAGAAGAGGACCCUCCAUCCAGUUUUGGGGGAGCGCUGGAGUUCCCUG